Molecule: messenger RNA, 681 nt
Organism: Diospyros lotus (date-plum)
Lineage: Eukaryota; Viridiplantae; Streptophyta; Magnoliopsida; Ericales; Ebenaceae
Product: latex serine proteinase inhibitor-like
Exons: 2
Coding region: 1-681 (226 amino acids)
Molecular function (GO): endopeptidase inhibitor activity
Source: RefSeq, a predicted model, not a curated record
AUGAAGAGUCCAUCAUCAGCACUAAUAGAUGUCUCAUUCUUUCUCCUUGUUUUCACUACAAAACCACUAGUCUCGUUGCCUAUUGCUUUGCGAGAUGGCAAUGGCAACAAGGUCCUCGUCGACCAGGAUUACUUCAUCAGAUCUCUUACUUGGGGUGCAGGCGAGGGAGGAGUCUUAACACUUCCUGGUCUAAAUAACACAUGUCCCGUUGACGUCGCCUGGGGAACUAGACUCUUCUUUAGAGGAAUUCCAGUAAGAUUUUCACCUGUAACCGACAUAAAUGGCAUCGUCAAUACCGACACCAAUCUCAACAUCAAUUGCCUCAUGAGCCUCAUGAAAGGUCCGGCCCUGGACCUCUCUUCAGCUGCAACCAGAGGACCGUCUAGAGGGUCGGUGACUACGUACCAACCAGGGGCAGGGAAGUGGUUCAUAACCAUCGACGGCAUCGAAGGAGAGUUCGGACCGGAAACCUACCCUAACUGCUUCUACAUCAAGAAGGUUGGUGGCACCUGUGAUUAUCCUUUCUACAAGUUGGUUCACUGCCCUGGCAGAAACAGUGCAGCUCUCUGCAAUGAUGUUGGUGUCAGUUAUGAGUAUGGUGGACGCCUUGUUCUGAGCAAAACCUCUUUCACUUUCAUAAUCCUCAAGAACAGAGAAGUCGGUGGUCACUCACAGGAGUAA